GGCGUCGGUCAACGUUGGGCUCAACUCAAGAAGAUGGCGUCCUCCAGUCGGUUGCGGUUUGUAGCCAGCAGGUUCGUGGGGCACAAAAGUUGUUUGGUAUCGUCUUUGAGAUCUCUGAGCGGCGGGCCGCAGAGUUCCUCUCAAACUGAAGAGGCCUUGAAAGAUCACAACACGAACUUCGGCUAUGAAAAGGUCUCCGAGUACGAGAAGGCCGAGAAAGUUCGUCAAGUUUUCAGCCGUGUGGCGGAAAAGUACGACUUGAUGAACGAUGCCAUGAGUGCGGGAAUUCAUCGCCUUUGGAAGGACAGGUUGAUCUCGGUCCUGGGUCCGCUGCCCGGGAUGCAACUCGUCGAUGUUGCCGGGGGAACUGGAGACAUUUCAACAAGAUUCAUCCAAGCUGUGAGGUAUCAGGAGCUCCAAGCCGAUGAAAACUUGGAUAUGGAUUUCCGAGACGGCUCAUCUAGUCAGCGUGCGCAUGCUUUUGUUGUAGACAUCAACAGAGAAAUGCUGGAAGCCGGCAAACGACGCAAUGAUCUCCUUUAUCCUGAUAUAUCGUGGACUCAAGGAGAUGCUGAAGAGCUGCCAUUUGGUGAUAGCCAGUUUGAUGCCUAUACUAUCGCAUUUGGUAUUCGCAACGUCACCCAUAUAGACAAGGUGCUUAGUGAAGCGUAUCGAGUGCUGAAGCCUGGAGGAAGAUUUCUUUGCUUGGAGUUCAGCCAUGUAAAAAACCCACUUCUGCGUAGCAUCUACGACAAUUACUCCUUCCAAGUGAUACCUGUGAUGGGCCUCCUGUUGGCUCGAGACUGGAAGUCGUAUCAAUACCUAGUUGAGAGUAUUCGCAAGUUUCCAUGCCAGGACCUGUUCAAGGAAAUGAUCCAAGCGGCGGGUUUCAAAGAAGUCACCUAUGAAAACCUGAUGAAUGGAGUAGCUGCCAUUCAUUCCGGCUUCAAGAUUUGACGGACACGAGAAAGAUUAACUGGGACGGCCUCGCUUCAUUCAAUGGACUUGGUUCGGAUCUCAAUUUUGCGCCAUUGAAGCAACUUGUUCCUUGCUGUUGUGUACAUAGAAAAUGUAUAUAUAAGUAUUUCGAGCUGCUGGUGAAUUGUAGAAAUGAACUUAUUCAUGAAAGUAUCUUCCUGUGCAUUAUCUGCAUUGACAAUCUCUAGCAAGUGGAUUGAAAGUGUUUUAGAAAAUGGCGCUGUCAGAAAGUGUGUGUGGAUUACGCACUACCCCACCUUCACUCAAGCACACACACACAUUUUAGUUUAUUUAAUUUAUUAUUAAUCUGAUACAUGUAGCCCAAGCAGGGAAUAUGACAAGUGUUAAAUAUAUUGGAUACAUUUGACAAAAUAAAACAGAAUUUAUACAAGA
Rhipicephalus microplus (southern cattle tick) is the source of this 1371-nucleotide messenger RNA. RefSeq names its product ubiquinone biosynthesis protein COQ3, mitochondrial (gene Coq5). Gene Ontology annotation, biological process: ubiquinone biosynthetic process. Gene Ontology annotation, molecular function: 2-methoxy-6-polyprenyl-1,4-benzoquinol methyltransferase activity. Lineage: Eukaryota; Metazoa; Arthropoda; Arachnida; Ixodida; Ixodidae. The record is from RefSeq and is a predicted model, not a curated record.